UCGGGAGACAGUCGCUGGCCAAACGCGACGCAACUGCGAGUGCAGCGGACAGUCGGUCGGUCCCACUAUAUAAAAAUAAACCGAAAGAAGAAGCCGUCGGCACAGGCUGUGCCAAAAAAUUUUCAAAUUAGAGUACAUAUAGUGUAGUGUGUAGUGUGCGGUCGUUUGCGUUGUAAAUAAUUUGAAAAUUCGUAAAGUAACAAUACCUCACUCCCCCAAACAUGAGUGCACUGGGCGUGGGGCGGAAGGGCAGCGGCCAACUGGAGGUUAUGCAAAAGGCUGGCUGGAAGAUCGAUGGAGACGAGAAGGCCUGCUACAUAGAUGUCGACGAGGAUGACGACCAGGACCAGGAGAGCAUGAUCGAGUCAAACUGGCGUUACCUACCCGACCUAGUGCUCGAGCAAAUCUUUACCUACCUCAGCCCCAAAGAGCGCUACUAUGCGGGAUUGGUUUGCCGCCAGUGGUAUAGAGCCUUCUACUUGCCAACCGUGUGGAACAACUUCUUGGUGGAUGAUCGAACCCUCACGAAACCGAAGUUCAACUACUACUCCGGCUGGCAAUUUUGCCUCGAUCACAUGCGAACCCAGUUCUGCCUGUCGAAGAUCGGCAAGUAUAUGCGGGGCAUCGAGUUUCGUCCGUGGCACAGUUUCAACAACAUCUUUCAGUUUAUGACCAUGUUGUCAUGGAAUAUCGACAAGGGUAGAGAGGAGAACCCGGGUACGGAGUUUAUUGGCAUAGGCCGCCGGAUACGAACCCUGGUCUAUCACUUCCCUUGCAACAUGUCGCAGCCCAACGAUCCGGAGGGAAUCAAGCUGUUCGGCACUGGAGGUCAGCUGCUGAGGGUGCUGAAAGAGCUGCUCCUGCGAUUGACUGACCUCCACACCCUCAAGCUGGUGGACUUCGUACUGGAGCGCUACGAGGCGAAUCACCUACUGGACGAGGUCGUCUGCAGUUGCUGCACCAAGAUGAGGGUCCUCAAUCUGGUGAAUGUGACCACGAUGCACUGCCCCAUCAUGCAUGUGGGUCUGUUUCUCAAUCUGCAGGUGCUCACCAUAUCGCCACAGAACAUAGAUGACGACGUUCUGUCCCUGCUGGCGGACACCAAGCUGCGGCACCUGCACCUGCUGCAGAACUGCUACACGCCAAACCACCUGACAAUAAGUGCCUGCGGCGUGAAGGCCUGGCGGAACGUGAAGAAGACCAACCCGCGCCUGCGAGUCCAUCUGCGGAUGGAGAACCUGGCGGACGGGGAGGUGGUGCUGCAGCCGGAGGCGCCUGUCCACAGCAUCACGUACUGCGCGCCGCAAACCCGGAUUCGGGCCGAGCUGCUGGUCCGCAUGGUGGACCACUACCGGAACACCCUGGCCGUCUACGGCCACGAGCUGCUGCCGCGCUUUUCCAGCCCCAAGCCCUUUCACAGCCGCAUCGACAGCUUGAUGUUGCUGAUGUGCCGGCAGUGCUUCAAUGUGGACACUCUGGUCAUCCGCGAGAAAGUCUCCACCUCGACGCUUUUGCUCAUUGCCCGAACAGCCAAGAAUCUGCAGCAUCUCUACGUGCGGCGGUUUGCGGUGAUUCUGCGUUGCGAUUGGCCCAGACACCCGGAAUGGAGCGACGAAUUCAAUUCCUGGCUGAAGCGAAACUCCAGAUCCUACGAGGCCGUCGAGCGGGAGAUCUCAGAGAUUCUGGGCUACAAGUGGCGCCUGCUCAGCGACCGGGACUUCAAGCAGCUGACUGUGAACGUGAAAUCCGGAGCCUAGGUGCCUGGGACUUUGCGAAUUCUGAAUCCCCCUUUAAGACUUGUGAUAAACGGUGUAGAGCUUUAAUAAAAAACCCAAAUAAUGAAAACAA
Messenger RNA from Drosophila biarmipes, 1848 nucleotides. Its product is annotated as F-box only protein 39. Gene Ontology annotation, molecular function: protein binding. The transcript has 6 exons. NCBI's taxonomy places the organism in Eukaryota, Metazoa, Arthropoda, Insecta, Diptera, Drosophilidae. The record is from RefSeq and is a predicted model, not a curated record. The coding region runs from base 222 to 1757 and encodes 511 amino acids.